AACCCAGGGUGUAAGUGUAAAACGCCCUAUUCUUUAUGUAUUCUCAGCCUCUCUUCUUUUGCCACCUCCACAGACUACACGUCUUUCCCACUUUCUCGCUUUGGCUUUCAACUUUCCAUACGACCUGUAUUUCAACAGAAAAUCAUUCAGAAACCAUUCAAAAAAAAAAAAAAAAAAAAAAUCAGAUAAUUUUUUCCUCUCUUCAUUUUUCAUUUCAUCAUCUCACAUGGAUCAGCCACAAAAUCAAAGCCUGCACGUGGCGAUCCUCCCGUCGCCGGGGAUGGGUCACGUGAUCCCGAUGGUGGAAUUUGCCAAGCGCCUCGUUGGAAACCACAACUUCACCGUCACCUUCGUGGUCCCCAACGCUGGCCCUCCAUCGACGGCCAUGAGAUCCGUCUUCACCGGCCUACCGGAUUCCAUCCACCUCGAGUUCCUCCCUCCGGUUAACUUCGACGACCUUCCAGAAGGUUCCAAGAUCGAGAUGCAGAUCGCCCUCACCGUCGUCCGCUCCCUCGCCUCCAUCCGCCACGCGCUCGAGUCCCUUGUCUCGCGGCGCGUGGGUCUCGUUGCCCUCGUCGUCGACCACUUCGGUUUGGACGCCUUCGGCGUGGCGCGCGACCUCAACUUGUCGUCGUACCUUUUCUACCCCUCGGCGGCCACGGCCUUGUCUGUGAUUCUCCACUUGCGCGAGCUCGACAAAACGACGUCGCUGGACUACUGGGAACUCCCCGAUCCGGUGAAGAUUCCGGGUUCUUUCCCGAUACCGGGAAAGGAUCUGCCCGACCCGAUUCUGGACAGAAAGAGUGAUGUCUACAAGUUGACUCUCAAGAAAUCGACUCAGUACCGUUUGGCCGACGGGAUCAUCGUCAACACGUUCAACGAUUUGGAGCGUGGGGUAAUUUCGUCCUUGCAGAAGAGGGAAACCAGUGAACAACUACCACGUGUGUACCCCGUGGGACCACUUGUCAAAAUGGAGAGAACCACAUUGGUUGAGGAGGAGUCAAACUGUCUGACUUGGCUGGAUGGACAAGCACGUGGCAGUGUUCUAUUCGUUUCCUUCGGGAGCGGAGGGACCCUCUCAUCCCGCCAAAUCAACGAGCUGGCCUUGGGAUUGGAGAAGAGCGAGGAGAGGUUCCUGUGGGUCGUGAGGCCGCCAAACGACAAGGCCGCGAGCGCUGCAUACUUCAAGGUCAACAGGCAAAACGAGUCGUCGUUUGACUUCUUGCCUGAAGGGUUUCUGAGCCGGACCAGGGAUCGGGGCCUGGUGGUAGCUUCUUGGGCCCCACAGGCCCAGAUUUUGAGCCAUGACUCGACCGGCGGGUUCUUGACCCACUGUGGUUGGAACUCCAUUCUCGAAAGCUUGGUCAACGGCGUGCCACUGAUCGUUUGGCCUCUCUUUGCCGAGCAGAGAAUGAACGCUUUUCUGUUGACGGAAGACAUAAAAGUGGCUCUGAGACCGACAGCGGGCGAAAGCGGCUUCGUCGAGAAGGAGCAGAUUGCGAGAGUGGUUAAGGCUCUUAUGGAAGAAGAAGGAGAAGAAAGGGAAAAACUAAGGAAGAGAAUGGAGAAGCUGAAAGCAGCGGCUGCAGCGGCUCUGAGUGAAGAUGGGAAUUCUACUAAAGCACUUGCUGAGGUGGCAUAUGUGUGGAAGAGCCAGAUUGGCAAUUAGACGCUUAUUUGACUUGCUGAGGUGGCUUAAUUUAGUUCGUUUGGCAAUUUUAAGGACCUGGAUGUGUGGGUUGCUGUUGUUUUUACUUUUUGUAAUGUUAAUUGUCGCAUUAUAUAGAUAUGGAAGUGCCAUCUUGAUGUUUUGGAUUCGGUUUGUUAAAUAAAUGUUAAAGGGAAUUUGAUUUGAGACGUAUAAGAAGAUGAUUUGUUUGCUGA
This is a messenger RNA of Morus notabilis, 1884 nucleotides long. Its product is annotated as hydroquinone glucosyltransferase. NCBI's taxonomy places the organism in Eukaryota, Viridiplantae, Streptophyta, Magnoliopsida, Rosales, Moraceae. Bases 227 to 1669 code for a protein of 480 amino acids. The transcript has a single exon. Gene Ontology annotation, molecular function: UDP-glycosyltransferase activity. The record is from RefSeq and is a predicted model, not a curated record.